AUGCCUUUCAUUUACGAGAAACAAGACGCUUCGAAACUGCUCCCUCAGGAUUGGGCGGGGUAUGAAGGAGAAUGGCCUGAUCCUAAAUGGCCUGGUGGGGCAAAGAUCGCGGUGACUUUUAUGAUUCACGCUGAAGCUGGUGCUGAAAGGCAUCAAGUGAACGGUGAUCCUUAUCCCGAAGCAUGGCUGACCGAGAACAAUUUCUCAGGUUACGGAAGUCUUCCUCAUCGUGGUGGUGUAUCUGCUUCCACGGUAUACGAGUACGAAACCUGUCGUGCAUUUUGGAACCUCUUAGACGUUUUCGAUCGUUAUUCUCUCCCCGCAACCGUAUCAAUCUGCGGUCGAGCAGCAGAAGUUUUCAAACCUUUCGUGACAGAAUCAGAAUCACGUCAUUACGAAAUCAUCACAGAAGGUUAUCGUUUCAUUGAUUAUUUCGGUGAAGAUCCAAAAACCGAAGAUGAACAUAUUCGUAAAUCCAUCACUGCUAUCAAAGAAGCUGGGAAAGGAACGAUUGUUAAAAGUUAUUAUAUGGCAAGACCUACACAUUUAACAGAAGAUAUAGUUAGGAAAGCUUUUAAAGAGGAAACUGGAGAAGAAUUAAGUUAUAGUAAUUGUUUUUAUGGUGAUGAUUUACCUUAUUGGGGUCCUAGUGGACUUUUGUACGUUCCAAUGAGUUUGGAUUGUAAUGAUCAGAAAUUCGUAUCAUCUCCCGGUUUCUCAUCCGGUGUAGAUUUCUACGACCAUGUAGUAGGCGCUUUUGACGCUCUUUACUCUGAAGGUAUCGAAGGUUCUCCAAAAAUGAUGACCAUCGCACUUCAUCCAAGACUCAUCGCUCGUCCUGGUCGUCUAGCUUAUCUCAUCAAAGUCAUUGAACAUAUUCAAAAACAUGAUGGCGUAUGGUUUGCUAAGCGUCAAGAAGUUGCGGAUCAUUGGAAAAAGGUGCAUCCCAAGAAGUAGAUUCUCUCCGCUUUCAACAGGCGAUUAAGAUGAACUUGGCAGGUCGGGGAAUAUACUGUUUUGGGAUGUCUAGAUGCAUCAUGUGAAAUUGUGCCCGU
Molecule: messenger RNA, 1055 nt
Organism: Tremella mesenterica DSM 1558
Lineage: Eukaryota; Fungi; Basidiomycota; Tremellomycetes; Tremellales; Tremellaceae
Exons: 5
Coding region: 1-957 (318 amino acids)
Biological process (GO): carbohydrate metabolic process
Molecular function (GO): hydrolase activity, acting on carbon-nitrogen (but not peptide) bonds
Source: RefSeq, a predicted model, not a curated record